Rotaria sp. Silwood1 is the source of this 1404-nucleotide messenger RNA. NCBI's taxonomy places the organism in Eukaryota, Metazoa, Rotifera, Eurotatoria, Philodinida, Philodinidae. The record is from the annotation of a GenBank genome assembly.
CAUAUUAUUGUAUUAUUCGUAUCUCUCUGUUUUUCUUUUGGAUUAUCAUGUUCUGUGUUAUGUAGUCAAUAAAAAGGAUAUGAAAUGGUAAUAUUUUUUAUGUCUAAAUAGAUAGAUAGAUAGAUAGAUAGAAAUGCUCAUGAUUAUACAAUAUUUCAUAAGAUUCAAAAAAGAAAAAAAAAAGAAACAUUGAUUAUAUGUAGAAGAAUAAUUACUGUGAGGUAUUUCCCUUUCGAAGAGACAAAAAAAAAGUAAGAAAGAAAGAUGUUUGUUUUAAUUAUUUGUAUUGAUAACUUGCCAAUGAAGAAUGACCAAAAAAUUUUAAUUGAUUCAAAAUCGUUGAAGAUAUUUUUCGAUCAUGUGAAAAAUAUGUUUUCUUUCUAAAGGUUUUUUUUUCUUUUAUUAAUGAAAUUCACUUAAUUGAAAUAUGAUAAUAGAAAUACAAUUCCGAACAAAUUAAACUAAUAUUUCAAAUUUUAUGUUAAUUUUCUAAUGAAUGAAUGAAUAAAUGAAUGAAUAGAGAAUAUCAAAAAGAAGAGAAAUGUUUUUUUUUGAUAAUUUUAUAAUGUUUUUCAGAAAAAGAAAAAGAAAACGAAAGAGAAUAUCUUCCCUUAUUAUGAGAAUAACUUUUGAAAUUUAGUCGAAACACGAUAAUAUGGUAGAUAUUACACAAGAAAUUUGAAUAAUCUUUUUAUUUUUUCCUCCUUUAUAAUCUAUCUGUCUUUUCAUAUAUCCUUUCACUUCUCUCCCUUCUCUUUCUAUUUCAGUUCAUCCAUUACGUGCAAGUUCCAUUGAUAUUCAUCCAAAUGCUCGAUGGCAACAGAAUGGUCUCACUGUCGCUGGAGGAAAUCGAGAUGGCAAUGGAAUCAAUCAACUCUCAUACCCAUGUGGUUUAUAUGUGGAUGAUGAUCAAACAAUUUAUGUUGCUGAUCGAUCGAAUCAUCGUAUUGUUGAAUGGAAAAGGGGUGCGACGAGUGGCCAAGUGGUUGCAGGUGGAAAUGGAAAAGGAAGUGGAACUCAUCAAUUGUCUGACCCAUUAGAUGUGAUUGUCGACAAAGAGACUGAUAGUCUCAUCAUCUGCGACACUUCGAAUAAAAGAGUAGUUCGAUGGCCUCGUCAAAAUGGAACAAGUGGAGAAACAAUCAUCUCCAACAUCAAUUGUAUGAGUUUGACAAUGGACGAGAAUGGAUCUCUCUAUGUUGUUGACGAUGGAAAAGCUGAAGUGAGACGAUAUCGAAGAGGAGAAUCUCAAGGAACAGUGGCUGCAGGUGGCAAUGGACGUGGAAAUCAUCUCGAUCAACUCUAUCACCCACAAUACGUAUUCGUCGAUCGAAAUAAUUCAGUAUAUGUGUCUGAUUGGGGAAAUGAUCGUGUGAUGAAAUGGGUGGAAGGUGCAAAACAAGG